AAAUUACUCUCUUGUCAUCUUCUCCAUUCAGAUUCUUCUUCUUCCUCCCUCCCACCUUCUCUCUCAUCUCUCUCUCUCUCACACAAAGAGAUUCACUUUAAUUCAAACUUCAAACGGUUCUUCUCACUUUCUUCAAGGCUUCUUGUUGCCAGUGUAAACAAAACACAUCCAUCCAAUUCUUUCAUUCUUAUAAUAAUAAUCUUCUUCUAUCAACAUUUUCAACAACCAAAUCAUCACCAUAUCACCCAGAUCUCUCACAUUCAAACCCAGCAAUUCCAUCUUCAUGCACUAAAGAGUAGAAGAUCAAGAUUUUUACAAGUGUCUAAAUGCCAAGAGUAAGAGCAUCAGAAAUGGCUCCAAGAGUAUCAACCACCAGAGGCCCACUUUCUCACCGGACAUCAAGCUCCGAUUCCGACCCACCACACCACCGUCCGGUGACUGACCGGAGCCCAAAACUAGGUGACCGGAGGUCACCAAGAAGCGCACAUUCCGACCCACUGUCCCAGAAGAAACUCGGAACUCGAAUCGCUGGGUUAGAAACUCAACUCGAGCAAGCUCAAGGCGAGCUCAAGCUUCUUAAAAACCAGUUAGCCUCAGCUGAAGCUGCAAAGAAAGAAGCCCAAAAACAACUAAACAAAAAACCCCUUAAAACUGUCGGUUCCGUACCGGAUGCUGUUCCGGGUUCGGGUCCGGGUCCGGGUCAAGAUACCCGUGCUUCACCAAGUGAGAACCAGAACCCGGAACCGAAUCAGGAUCCGAACAAUGAGAUCAAUGAAGAAACUGAUGUUUUUGAAGUGCCUAUUGAAAUGGUGAGUGUGGAGGCUAAAGUUGAAAAAAGUCAAACUUGUGAUCAGGAUGAGGUCAAAGUCAAAGUCAACACUGAAUUACCGGAAAUUGGUGUGAAAAAUGAAGAAAUAAGUUUAUUGAAACUGACUAUUGAAGAGAAAGAUAAGAAGUUAGAAACUUUGGGUGAAGAAAAUGAAGGUUUAAAGCGUGAGUUAAGUGAAGCUAAUGUGAAGAUAACUUCUGCAAUGGUCAAAGAAGAGAGUUUGAAUAUAAAGUUGACCCAAGUUGACCAAGAGUUGCAAAAGAGUAAAAGUGAUGGGAUUCAAUUAAAGGAGAAGUUAAAAGAAGUGGAAGGAGCAAAAGAGGCAUUGGAAACAGAAAUGAAGAGGCUGAGGGUACAAACCGAGCAGUGGCGGAAGGCGGCGGAUGCUGCGGCAGCGAUUUUAGCGGGUGGUGGGGUGGAGAUGAGUGACGGGAGGAGGGUGUCGGAGAGGUGUGGGUCGAUGGAUAAGAAUUACGGGGGUGGGUUUGACGGAUAUGGAGGGUUUGGGGGUUCACCGGGGUUGGGUGAAGAUUCGGAUGACGGGUUUGGGAAUGGGAAGAGGAAGGGAUCCGGGAUUCGGAUGUUUGGUGAUUUAUGGAAGAAGAAGGGACAUAAAUAGGGAGUUUUGGAAUGAGGAAUGAUGGAUUUGUUCUAAAAAUCUAUGUUUGGUUUUUUGUUUGUUGGGUUUGAAUGUUAUAUGUUGGUGUAGAUUGAUGAUCAUCAUGUUAGAAUGAUCUAUUUAGUUAUGUUUGUGUUCGAUCUAUGUUUAGUUUUCCUUCAUCUAGAGGUUGUGUGAUGAUAUGAUUACAAUUUACAACGAUUA
This is a messenger RNA of Helianthus annuus (common sunflower), 1652 nucleotides long. RefSeq names its product interactor of constitutive active ROPs 4. Bases 327 to 1448 code for a protein of 373 amino acids. The record is from RefSeq and is a predicted model, not a curated record. The transcript is spliced from 3 exons. Lineage: Eukaryota; Viridiplantae; Streptophyta; Magnoliopsida; Asterales; Asteraceae.